AUGGACGUCCCCCGCCUCCCCUCCCCCCCUGGCGACCAAAGCGGAGGGUCGGGGUCAGUGCCGCCCCGAAAUGCUCGUGCUGAGCCGCCCCCUUUGGCCCGCUUCCCCGCCUACUGCACCAGCAGCUCCGACCUCACCGAGCCCGACGGCGGCGUCACGAGUGGGCGUGGGGGGCUCCCCACGAGUGGGGUGGGGGUCCCCUCACACCCCCCACCCUCCUCCUCCUCGCUGGGCGGGGUGGGCAAAAGCAUCUCCAUGCUGGACCUGCAGGACGGCCGCGUGGACAGCGUGCCCGCCGAGCUCCUGAGGGGGCCCCCACGCAGGUCACGGUUGGGGUUUAGGCACGGGCGGCUCUCGCAGGGCAGCGCUUCCAGUUUGGCCCCUCCUCCUUCUGGUCCCACCCCCACGCAGCGUUUGGGGGUCCCCACGGAGGGCACGGGUGGGGUGGGGGCACCCCACGCGCAACUGAGGGUCCCGCUCUCCUUCCAGAACCCGCUCUUCCACCUGGCGGCCGACGGGCCCCUGCGCGGCGUGGGGGGCGGGGAUCCCGCGGGGGAGGGAGGGGUUUAUUCCCAUCACCACGCCCACUCCCACCACGCCCCCCACUCCCACGGUCACGCCCCCCCCUUGCACGGCUACAGCAAGAGCGAGGAGCUCGUGGGGGGACCCCCACCCGUGACCUCCACCAAGCACAUCACGCACAGCCACAGCUACAGCGAUGAGUUUGGGCGACCCACGGGGGGUCGCGGUCGCGAGUGGGGGGUCCUCGGGGGGUCCGGAUUUUGGGAGGAGGCAGCUCUCCCUGCAGGACACGCUGGCCCCUCCCACGCAACAGCAACAACAACCCACGCAACAAUCCACGCAACAAUCACAGCAGCCCCCACCCCAAAUCACCAUCGGCGCGCCCCCCACGCCGCGCGGGGGGAGGGCGUCCAAAAGCGCGAGUGGGGGUGGGGGAGGGGGAUCAGGAGGGGAGGGGGUCUGGGCGUGCCCCCAAACCCCGCCCGGCCAGCGGGAACCUCCUGGCGUCCCCGAGCCCACGUACGGCGUGGGAGUGGGAGUGGGGGGUGGGAGUGGGGGCGUGGGGGUCCCCAGGCGACCCACGGGCCGCGGUCGCGGCAGCCCUCGCUGGCCAAGGAGGCGUCGCUGGUGGGGAGCGGCGGCAAGGCGGCCGGCGGCAAGCAGGCCUCCCAGGGCGGGCAGACGCUGAGCGCGGCGCUGCCGGCGUCGGAGCGCACGGUGGCCUGGGUGUCCAACAUGCCCCACCUGUCGGCCGACAUCGAGAGCGCCCACAUCGAGCGCGAGGAGUACAAGCUCAAGGAGUACUCCAAGUCCAUGGACGAGAGCCGGCUGGACCGGGUGAAGGAGUACGAGGAGGAGAUCCACUCGCUGAAGGAGCGGCUGCACCUGUCCAACCGCAAGCUGGAGGAGUACGAGCGGCGCCUGGUGACGCAGGAGGAGCAGACGAGCCGCAUCCUCCUGCAGUACCAGCAGCGCCUCGAGCUCAGCGAGCGCCGCCUGCGCCAGCAGCAGCAGGAGAAGGACUCGCAGAUCAAGAGCAUCAUCGGCAGGCUGAUGCUGGUGGAGCAGGAGCUGCGCAGGGAUCAUCACUUGGCCGCCCACCCCGAUCAGCAGCAGCCCACCCCCACC
Molecule: messenger RNA, 1650 nt
Organism: Myiozetetes cayanensis
Lineage: Eukaryota; Metazoa; Chordata; Aves; Passeriformes; Tyrannidae
Product: ras/Rap GTPase-activating protein SynGAP-like
Source: RefSeq, a predicted model, not a curated record